UAUUUAUCUCUGAAGCAAAACAGUAAAUUCCAGUCUCUGUUUAACGGGAAAAAAGGAACGACGAAUUAAAGAAAGAAAGAAAAACCCAUAAUUUUUUUCUCAACGGAAAAAACUUCUUUUUCCCGCGAAUUCAUUCUCAAUUUUGACAGAGAAAGAUUGUCUUUAAAGCCCUUUGCAAUAAGGUUUUUGUUGGGAGGGCACAUGAGGAGGGUUCUACCGGAAACAUCUAAGCCUUCGUCAGAGCGCCCCACCACGUCGUCGACGUCGGUGAUGGAGACGGUGAACGGAUCUCACGAGUUCAAGAUCACGGGGUAUACUCUGUCGAAAGGUAUGGGGGUCGGCAAGUAUAUAGCUUCCGAUAUAUUCAUGGUGGGUGGAUAUUUGUGGGCGAUCUAUUUUUAUCCCGAUGGGAAGAGCCCCGAAGAUAAUGCCACCUACGUUUCCUUGUUCAUUGCUUUGGCGAGCGAGGGGACUGACGUUAGGGCGCUUUUUGAGCUAACGCUUUUGGAUCAGAGCGGGAAAGAGAGGCAUAAGGUGCACAGCCAUUUUGGGAGGACGCUUGAAAGCGGACCGUACACUCUCAAGUAUCAAGGCAGCAUGUGGGGCUAUAAACGAUUGUUCAAAAGAACUCUACUUGAGCAAUCGGACUACCUCAAAGAUGAUUGCCUCUCUGUCCAUUGUAGUGUUGGCGUUGUUAAGUCACAUACAGAGGGUCCUAAGAUCUACUCCAUAGCUGUACCUCCUUCAAAAAUUGGUCAUCAUUUUGGACAAUUGCUAGAAACUGGAAAGGGAUCUGAUGUAAGCUUUGAAGUUGAUGGAGAACUCUUUCCUGCCCACAAGUUGGUACUUGCUGCACGUUCACCUGUGUUUAGGGCACAACUUUUUGGUCCUAUGAAAGAUCAGAAUACAAAGCAAAUAAAAGUUGAAGAUAUGGUAGCUCCAGUUUUUAAGGCCAUACUUCACUUUAUAUACUGGGAUUCUCUACUCGACAUGCAAGAGCUCACUGGUCUCAACUCAAAGUGGGCCUCUACAUUGAUGUCUCAACAUCUGCUUGCAGCUGCAGAUAGGUAUGGGCUAGAGAGGCUGAGAAUAAUCUGCGAGGCCAACCUUUGUGAGGAAGUUGCCAUCAACUUGGUGGCAACUACAUUGGCCUUGGCUGAGCAGCACCAUUGUUUCCAGCUGAAAGCUGUGUGUCUCAAGUUUGUUGCAAUGCCUGAAAAUCUUAGAGCUGUAAUGCAAACAGAUGGUUUUGAGUACUUGAAGGAAAGUUGUCCGUCUCUGUUGACGGAGCUGUUGGAGUAUGUGGCUAGAGUAAACGAGCACUCCAUGUUUACAUGCAAACAUGGGAAUGAAGCCAUCUUUGAUGGAAGUGAUGCGAAUGGCAGGCGGGUGAAGCAACGGCUUUAGUUGCAGCAUGCCACAGUAACUAGAAAAAAGAAAUUAACGACCAAAAUAGAGCAAAAUAUAAUUCUCUAUAGGACUAUAUUUUUUUGGUAUUUGUAAGAGAUGUAAAUUCAGUUGUGCUUUGUGUUGAGAAGUGUUUACACCAUUGAAAUUCCUAGUCUUUAACGCUUAUCAUC
Messenger RNA from Hibiscus syriacus, 1580 nucleotides. RefSeq names its product BTB/POZ and MATH domain-containing protein 2-like. The transcript is spliced from 4 exons. Gene Ontology annotation, molecular function: protein binding. Gene Ontology annotation, biological process: protein ubiquitination. The record is from RefSeq and is a predicted model, not a curated record. Bases 202 to 1407 code for a protein of 401 amino acids. Lineage: Eukaryota; Viridiplantae; Streptophyta; Magnoliopsida; Malvales; Malvaceae.